Molecule: messenger RNA, 2844 nt
Organism: Mus caroli (Ryukyu mouse)
Lineage: Eukaryota; Metazoa; Chordata; Mammalia; Rodentia; Muridae
Source: RefSeq, a predicted model, not a curated record
GAGCUGCCGGAAGCCGCGGGCGACUCUCCCCGAGAGCAGCGUGACCGACUCGGGCUCCCGUGCAGGGGGGAGGCGGAGGCAGCACGGGGCCUGCGGGAGGAGGGCGCAAGUGGCCGGAGCCGGCUUUGCAUCACCGAAGCCGGGACCUGGGCUCUACAGCAGAAUGGCAGACAUGGCGGGACUGAUGGAGAGGCUGGAACGUGCGGUCAUCCGGCUGGAGCAGCUGUCUGCAGGGUUAGACGGACCUCCGGGAGGCUGCGGGGAAGUGAAUGGUGUCAAUGGAGGUGUGGCACCAUCCGUGGAAGCCUUUGACAAACUGAUAAACAGUAUGGUGGCUGAGUUCUUAAAGAACAGCCGAGUCCUUGCUGGUGACGUAGAGACUCACGCGGAAAUGGUGCACGGUGCUUUCCAAGCCCAGCGUGCUUUUCUUCUCAUGGUCUCUCAGUACCAACAACCUCAGGAGAAUGAAGUUGCUGUCCUUCUGAAGCCCAUAUCGGAGAAGAUUCAAGAAAUACAGACUUUCCGAGAGAGAAACCGGGGAAGCAACAUGUUCAACCACCUCUCGGCAGUCAGUGAAAGCAUCGCUGCCCUGGGCUGGAUUGCCGUGUCCCCCAAACCUGGUCCUUAUGUCAAGGAGAUGAACGACGCUGCUACCUUUUACACAAACAGGGUCCUGAAGGACUACAAGCACAGCGAUCUGCGCCACGUGGAUUGGGUGAGGUCCUACCUCAACAUCUGGAGCGAGCUGCAAACCUACAUCAGGGAACACCACACCACAGGCCUCACUUGGAGCAAAACAGGUCCUGUGGCAUCCACAGCAUCAGCGUUUUCCAUCCUCUCCUCUGGGCCUGGUCUUCCGCCACCACCUCCACCACCACCUCCUCCUGGGCCACCUCCACCUUUUGAAAAUGAGGAUAAAAAGGAGGAGCCCUCCCCUUCUCGCUCAGCUUUAUUUGCCCAGCUCAAUCAAGGAGAAGCCAUCACUAAAGGUAAGAAAACAAAUCCUGGAAACAGACCGACUCCCUCUCCUUUCGACUCUAGGCAUAUGGAGCCUCAGGGAAAUGCACACCAUUCCACCACCAUCCUUAGGAUACAGGGAGAAAAAUGGCAAAUAGAAUACCAAGAGGACAGGAAUGACCUUGUCAUCUCCGAGACCGAGCUGAAACAAGUGGCUUACAUUUUCAAAUGUGACAAAUCCACUCUUCAGAUAAAGGGAAAAGUGAACUCCAUCACUGUCGAUAACUGCAAGAAGUUUGGCCUGGUGUUUGAUCAUGUGGUGGGCAUUGUGGAAGUGAUCAACUCCAAGGAUAUUCAGAUCCAGGUAAUGGGGAGAGUACCAACAAUCUCCAUUAAUAAGACGGAAGGAUGCCACCUGUACCUCAGUGAAGAUGCACUAGACUGUGAGAUCGUGAGCGCGAAGUCGUCCGAGAUGAAUGUCCUGGUCCCUCAGGGUGACGAUUAUAGAGAAUUUCCCAUUCCUGAGCAGUUCAAGACAAUAUGGGAUGGCUCCAAGCUGAUCACCGAACCUGCAGAGAUCAUGGCCUGACAUCCAAGAGAUAGCCUUCCCUGAGUCUCCUCUAGCGAACAGAAGCAAGCAGCUAAUAGGAGCUAGAUUUUACCAUAGCCCUGGCGCCCGUCUCCGUGUCCGCGUCCUGCAGUUCUGUGCCGUGGAAAACAGUAUCUUUUCUGGCAGGCUUUUAUGGGCGUUUUGAAAUAUUUAACAUUUGAUCAUGAUUUGCGUGUGAUUUUACUUCCACGUGAUAACUAGUAAACACAGCAGUUGAAGGGAAAAGAAUUCUGUUCCCAUCACAUCACCAACUCCGUAACUGAUAAGGAAAAGCCCUGCCUAUUUCUUCCUUUCGGUUUAAUUGCUAGUUGAAAAAAAAAAAAAGAAGCCUUAGAGAACCUAUGUAUGUUUUUACCUUUUAGACAACUUUAACAUGAUGAAACAGUCUUGUGCCCUGAAGAAUAAGACUCUAUUUUUUAAUUUUUACGUGCUCCCCUUUAUCGGCGUGGACAUCGUGUCAGCAUGAAUGAAUUCUUCAAUCCAUGUUUUUGCAAACACACACAUAUACACAAAGAGAAAACAUCUAAGGAAACACAAUAUACCCUUUAUAGUUGCUGAAAAACAAAAGAAAUCCUAACUCCAUCUUUCUCGAGAGUCACUUUAAAAAUUCUAAUUUGCCUGCAUAUCCUAAGAGAAAGGGUGGUGGCAGGGAGGGGUGGGGUGUGGUAGGGACUCAGUCCUCAGUUUUUGCUUUGUAAUACCUCAUGGUCCGGUUCGAAGGAUAGCUCGGCCUUUGCGUUGCAGUUUUGAAGUCAGCCAUACUAUCAGACAACCCCAUACAGUCUCUAAUGCUUACUAGAGAUGAGUCCCUUUUCCACGGGCCAGGCUAACCAGUGCUAACCAGCCUCAAAGACAAACGCCCAAGAGCCUGACUAUUGCUUCUCGAAUCAGUUGUCUGGCUCUGGUUGGGUUUUCUAGUCUUGAUAGUACACACACUUCCAGGCGAGCAACAACACUCUCUGUGUCUCUUCUCUGCACGUAGCCGAGAAUGCUGCAGCUUUUUGGGUCCUGUGUAACGAAGCAUAGCACUAAGCUUUUGGAACCAGAGGGAGCAUCUAGAUUGUGCCUACGAAGACCCCGCUGGCUAUCGUUUUUUUUUUUUUUUUCGGUUUUUGAAUAGCUUCUAUCUCCAUACAGUAUUCAUAUCACUGAUGUUUGUGUAUCAAAGUUUUGCUAUAAAAGUUCUGUCCUUAUGAACUAUGUGGUGGCUUUAGUAAGUAUAAUUUUUUGAACAGUAAAGUUAUACUAAGUAAAAACGAAUUGUUUAAAUACUGAGA